CUCUCUCUCUCUCUCUCUGCAUACACAGAGUCUGUAAUGCCAAUUGCACACUCUCUCUCUUCAACUCGGAAGUUUUCUCAAAUUUCAACACAAAAAAAAAAUGUUAAUACCCAUUUCUUAAUUCAAUAGCAAUGAAGAUCUGAUGGUAAUUGAGUUCUAACUGUAAUCGCCAUGUCUUGGGGACUGGGUUGGAAACGACCUUCAGAGAUCUUCCAUUUGACUCUAAACUAUGGCACCGAUGAUUUUGCUGAUGAUUAUACCCCUAGAUCAUCCGCAUCGUCAAGAUCAUCCUCGUCCUCAUCAAUUACAUCAUCACAAGACCCGCAAGACCAGCAAUUAGGGUUCAGAAUCGAUCUUGAUUGGAAUGCCGUAGAUGACGAAGACCAAGUGGCUCUGAGGCUUCAGUCUCAGGUCAUGGUUGCUUUGCCUUUGCCACAAGACACGGUGGAAAUUGAAUUGAAAGAAAAUUCGGAAAAUUCUGAGUCUGAGGGAAAUGUGAGGGUAGGGGUGGAAAUGAGGGUGGUGAAGAGGAGGGAGCCGUUGAAAGUGGUGAUAAUGAACCGGGCCGCCGGGUCGGGGCAGCAGAGUGAUGGAAUGGGGGUUUUCAAUAGGUUGUUGAGAUCGAAUUUCGCGACAAAUGGGUUGGGAACGGUGGAUGGGGUGGUGGUUAUUGCUGAGCAUUGGAGAAGUGUCACUGUGGUUAGUUUAUGUGGUGUCGGAUUGUCGGUGUUGCCAGUAGAUUUAACUCGAUUACCUCUCCUUGAGAAGCUAUAUCUUGAUGGCAAUAAGCUAUCAAUUUUGCCACCUGAGCUUGGUGAGCUUCAAAACUUGAAAGUUCUUACGGUUGACUACAACAUGCUGGUUUCAGUACCCGUUGAAUUGAGACAAUGUGUUGGACUGGUUGAAUUGUCUCUGGAACACAACAAGCUGGUCCGGCCUCUUCUUGAUUUCAGAGCUAUGGCCGAGUUACGUAUACUGAGGUUAUUUGGCAAUCCUCUUGAAUAUCUUCCUGAAAUUUUACCCUUGCACAAACUUCGCCACUUGUCUCUUGCAAACAUUAGGAUUGUGGCGGAUGACAAUUUAAGAUCCGUGAAUGUUCAGAUAGAGAUGGAGAAUAGUUCCUACUUUGUUGCAUCGCGACAUAAACUCAGUGCCUUCUUCUCUCUCAUUUUCCGAUUUUCAUCUUGUCACCACCCUUUGUUAGCAUCUGCUUUGGCGAAAAUAAUGCAAGAUGAAGGGAACCGUGUGGUUGUUGGUAAAGAUGAGAAUGCAGUGCGGCAGCUUAUUAGUAUGAUUAGUAGUGACAAUCAACAUGUGGUUGAACAAGCAUGCUCUGCUCUUUCAUCUCUGGCCUCAGAUGUUUCUGUUGCAAUGCAGUUGAUGAAAUCUGACAUCAUGCAACCCAUUGAAAGAGUAUUGAAAUCUGCUGGUCCAGAAGAACUAAUUUCAGUUUUGCAAGUUGUUGUCACAUUGGCUUUUACAUCUGAUUCUGUAUCUCAAAAAAUGUUGACUAAAGAUAUAUUGAAAUCAUUGAAAUUGUUAUGCGCCCAUAAAAAUCCGGAGGUACAAAAGUUAGCUUUAUGUGCAGUUGGAAAUUUAGCUUUCUGCUUGGAGAACCGCCGCAUUCUUGUAACUUCUGAAAGUUUGCGGGAGCUUCUUUUGCGGCUGACAGUUGCUUCUGCUCCACGUGUGAGUAAAGCUGCGGCUCGUGCUCUGGCGAUUCUAGGAGAGAAUGAGAAUCUGCGGCGUGCUAUUAGAGGGAGACAGGUGUCAAAGCAAGGAUUGCGCAUACUUUCAAUGGAUGGCGGUGGCAUGAAAGGUCUGGCAACUGUACAGAUUCUUAAAGAAAUUGAGAAGGGUGCGGGGAAGCAUAUACAUGAGCUGUUUGACCUUAUAUGCGGCACAUCAACAGGCGGCAUGCUUGCUGUUGCACUCGGAAUCAAACUAAUGUCCUUGGAAAAAUGUGAAGAAAUAUACAAAAACCUUGGAAAACAUGUGUUUGCUGAACCCGUCCCAAAGGACAAUGAAGCAGCAACUUGGAGAGAAAAAUUGGAUCAGCUUUACAAGAGCUCAUCACAGAAUUUCAGAGUUGUUGUGCACGGAUCUAAACACAGUGCAGAUCAGUUUGAGAGGCUGUUGAAGGAGAUUUGUGCUGAUGAGGAUGGCGAUCUCUUAAUUGAGUCAGCGGUGAAAAGGGUUCCCAAAGUUUUUGUUGUAUCAACUCUGGUCAGCGUGGCACCAGCUCAACCUUUUAUAUUCCGAAAUUAUCAGUACCCUCCUGGCACACCAGGAAUUCCUCUUGUGAUUUCAGAAAACUUGGCUAACAGUGUGAUAGGAACAACAAUUACUGGGACCCAAGUUGGAUAUAAACGCAAUGCUUGUAUUGGAAGUUGUAAGCAUCAUAUAUGGCAAGCUAUAAGAGCAUCGUCUGCAGCUCCUUAUUACCUUGAUGAUUUCUCUGAUGAUGUAUAUCGCUGGCAAGAUGGUGCCAUUGUAGCUAAUAAUCCUACUAUUUUUGCCAUACGAGAAGCACAACUUUUAUGGCCUGAUACAAGAAUUGAUUGUUUAGUGUCAAUUGGAUGUGGUUCUACUCCAACAAAGGUUCGGAAGGGUGGGUGGCGUUAUUUGGAUACUGGGCAAGUAUUGAUUGAGAGUGCAUGCUCAGUGGACCGGGUGGAGGAAGCUUUGAGCACAUUGCUUCCUAUGCUUCCUGAAAUACAAUAUUUUCGGUUCAAUCCAGUUGAUGAACGGUGUGACAUGGAGCUCGAUGAGACUGAUCCUGCUGUUUGGCUGAAGCUGGAGGCUGCAACUGAUGAGUACAUCCAAAACAACUCUCUGACAUUCAAGAAUGUCUGUGAAAGAUUGCUGCAGAACCUGCAUGAUGAGAGAUUGUCAGAUAAUUUGAAGUCUCAUCAGUUCCUUAAGGCAAAGGAUUCAAAUUCUGUGCUGGAUGAGAAUAGUCCCUCUUUAGGUUGGAGACGUAGUGUGCUACUUGUGGAAGCUUCUAAUAGUCCUGAUUCUGGAAGAGUUUUUCACCAUGCUCGGUCACUUGAGACAUUCUGUACUCGUAAUGGAAUAAGAUUCACUCUUACGAAUGGGGUAUCAGGAACCUCUAAGGCAGCACCAGGAAUGACAUUUCCGACACCUUUUGUGUCACCUUUGUUCACGGGAAGCUUUCCAUCAAGCCCACUUCUAUACAGUCCUGAUGUUGGCCCCAGGGUUGGCAGAAUUGAUUUAGUCCCACCUUUAAGCUUGGAUGGAUUACAACCUGGAAAAGCUGCCACUUCACUACCAGAGUCUCCUUCUGGACCCAGACAGCUUUCUUUGCCCGUCCUGUCGUUGCACGAAAAACUACAGAAUUUGCCACAAGUUGGAGUUAUACAUUUGGCUCUCCAAAAUGACAUGUGUGGCUCCAUUUUGAGUUGGCAGAAUGACGUAUUUGUGGUUGCUGAACCUGGAGAACUUGCAGAUAAGUUUCUGCAGAGUGUUAAAUUUAGCUUGUUGUCCAUGGUGCGGGGCCAACGCAGGAAGUAUGCAUCAGUCAUUACCAACAUCACAACUGUUGCUGAUCUGGUUGCAUGUAGGCCACACUUCCAAAUUGGCGGUGUUGUCCACCGUUAUAUAGGACGCCAAACACAAGUAAUGGAAGACGAUCAAGAAAUUGGGGCAUAUAUGUUUCGUAGGACAGUCCCUUCUAUGCAUUUAACUCAUGAUGAUGUUCGUUGGAUGGUUGGAGCUUGGAGGGAAAGGAUUAUAAUCUGCACGGGUCUAUAUGGGCCUACUCGAACUUUAAUUAAGGCGUUUCUAGACUCUGGUGCCAAAGCUGUCAUCUGUUCUUCAGCCGAACCCCAAGAAAUGCAGUUGACGACAUUCCAUGGGCCAGGUGAGUUUAAUGUUUUGGAGAAUGGGAAGUUUGAGAUCGGAGAGGAAGAAGUAGAAGAUGAAGAGAUAGAACCUGUCAGUCCUGCGAGUGACUGGGAAGAUAGUGAGCCCGAGAAAAAAGGAGAACGUUCAAUGUGUUUUUGGGAUGAUGAUGAAGAGGAAUUGUCUCAGUUCGUGUGCCAAUUAUAUGAUUCGUUGUUUCGGGGAGGGGAGAGAGUGGAUGUUGCCUUACAGCAUGCUCUAUCCUCGCAUCGGACCUUGAGGUAUAAGUGCCAUCUCCCCAGAGUACUGUAGUUUGUAAAAAGGAAACAUUUAUACAUGAAACUGUAAACCAAAAGCAAGAAACAAAAAAUAAAUCAAAGAGAGAGACAAAAAAAUACCUUUUGAAAAAUGAGGAAGAGAAAUAAGAUGGAACAUCCAAUUUUGAGGCUUACCAUUUGAUUUGUACGUUAUUUAUAUAAUUAAAUUCGUUGGGUUAACUAAGUGUUGCCUAACAAUAUAGCUAUUUGAAUUGGAUUACUUUUUGUAUAUGCAUUUACAUUGUCCUCUAAUAUUAU
This is a messenger RNA of Ilex paraguariensis (yerba mate), 4439 nucleotides long. The record is from the annotation of a GenBank genome assembly. Lineage: Eukaryota; Viridiplantae; Streptophyta; Magnoliopsida; Aquifoliales; Aquifoliaceae.